Messenger RNA from Punica granatum (pomegranate), 2565 nucleotides. NCBI's taxonomy places the organism in Eukaryota, Viridiplantae, Streptophyta, Magnoliopsida, Myrtales, Lythraceae. The record is from RefSeq and is a predicted model, not a curated record.
AUUCUCAGGUUCUCAGCAACAGAGGUAGUUAUAUUAACAAUUGCACCAUAAUUCCAUUCAUCAUCCUCCCGAAAUUCGAGGUUUUCCUAGUGGUGGAAAUCGAGCAAUAGAGAUGGCACUUAGUCGGGUUUCCCCGGUUGUUCUGUCUCUGUGGUUGUUAAGUCUGUUGGCAUUAGAAACAUCGGUGAUGGCGGCGUACUAUCCUCCUUCCCCACCCAUCGCCAAGCCCAACUGCACGGACAAGUGCGGGGACAUCACCAUCCCGUUCCCCUUCGGGAUCGGGCCAUCCAGUUGCUUCCUGAAUAGCACGUAUGAGAUCGUCUGCGAUAAUGGGACUAUCCCGGUACUAAAGGCCACCGGUAUGGAGGUGCUUAAUAUCACGAUACCGGGGUAUUUUCCGGCAGGUGAGACAAACCCGUUCAGUGAGUAUAGGGGGAUCUUUAUCGGCACGAUUCAUGUGAGGCUACCAAUUGUCUACUCAAACUGCACCGGCAAAGGGAAUGGCAACAGCGAGGCCUCCAGUUUGCAGGGCACAUCCUUCUACUUCUCCCAGACUGAGAACAUUUUUGGAGCAGUUGGGUGCAACAACCUUGCGGUCAUGGAUGGCUCGGAGUCCUCGAUUGUGGGCUGUGGCUCAAGAUGCAAUGGAAGCACUACUACUGGCAGGUACAGCUAUUGCAACGGUAUGGAUUGUUGUCAGAGUUCGCUUCCGUUGGGUCUUCAGGGCUACAGCAUCGACUUUAAGCUCAUUGAUGAUGAGGACACGUCAGAGGACAAGUGCAAGUAUGCAUUCAUAGCUGAUCAGGAAUGGUUCGGUAUGAAUGAGAAAGAUCUAUAUUCGCUGCGGGACAUGGACUUUGUACCGGCUGUGCUAAACUGGUCCGUACAGAGCAGCAGUCUGAUCCAACUUGGGUUGAGCACGGCAGGCUAUGGUUCUUCCUGUGAUCCUUACAGCCCUUCCUCAAAUCAAUCACAAGUGCUCUAUAGUUGUUAUUGCCGAUAUGGGUACCUUGGCAAUGCACUUCUUAACAAUUGCGAAGAUAUCAAUGAAUGUGAGGAUCCAAGCAUCUGCCCAUCGAAGAGGUGCGUGAAUACUAUCGGAAGCUAUCAUUGCAAGGACCCCAGAAAGGUUGCCAAAUUAGUCGCUAUGGGGAUUGGCAUUGGACUUGGAACAAUACUUUUGUUUCUCCUGGCCAUGUGGUUGUGCAAAGUCAUCAGGAGGAGGAGGGACCAGAAGCUUAAGCAGAAUUUCUUCAAAAGAAAUGGGGGCCUCUUGCUGCAGCAGGAGGUCUCUUCUGGCGAAGGAAAGUAUGUGGAGAGAACCCGAAUAUUCAGCUCGAAUGAGUUGGAGAAGGCAACUGAUAGCUUCAACAAGAACAGGGUACUCGGCCAAGGAGGUCAAGGAACGGUGUACAAAGGAAUGUUGGAAGACGGAAGGAUCGUGGCGAUAAAAAAGUCAAUAGCUAUGGAUUCCGCGCGAGUGGAGCAUUUCAUCAACGAGGUUGUAAUCCUCUCGCAGAUAAAUCACCGGAAUGUGGUGAAGCUAUUAGGAUGCUGUCUGGAGACAGAAGUCCCUCUCUUGGUCUACGAGUUCAUCCCUAACGGAACUCUCUAUGACUAUCUCCACAACCCAACCGACGAUCUUUCGCUUACAUGGGAGAUGAGGCUGAGGAUUGCCUUGGAGGUUGCCGGAGCCCUCUCCUAUCUCCACUUUGCCACCUCAAUACCUGUAUACCAUAGGGAUGUAAAGUCCACGAAUAUAAUGCUCGAUGAGAAGUACCGAGCGAAAGUGGCUGAUUUCGGGACUUCCAAGUCAGUGUCCCUUGAUAGGACCCAUGUGACCACGCAGGUGCAGGGGACCUUUGGGUACCUGGACCCGGAGUACUUCCAAUCAAGCCAGUUUACAGACAAGAGCGAUGUAUACAGCUUUGGAGUUGUACUAGCCGAGCUGCUGACGGGGAAGAGGCCGAUAACGAGGGUGGGGCCCGAAGAGCAUCGGAGCCUCGCUACCUACUUCAUCCUUGCUAUGGAGAGGGACCAGCUUUUUGAGAUUCUUGACAGGCAGGUCAGGGAGCAGGGCGGAAAGGAAGAGAUCACUGAUGCUGCAAAACUCGCGCAACGGUGCCUGAACCUAAGUGGGAGGAAAAGGCCGUCAAUGAGGGAAGUGACAGUGGCUUUGGAGAACCUAAGGAUGUCGCAAACUAGCCGUGAUGGUGAUCAACCGAAUCGUGUACGUCCUGCUGAAACUGAAAGGACUGAAUCCUUUGCUCAGUCUUGGGACGAUUUUUCAACCGGGAUAUUUACAACUGUCGAUGUUGAUAGCAUAGCAUCUUCGGAUGCCCUUCCAACUUCUACGUAACAGAACUAGGUUGAAGAUCUUUCAUAUAUUUUAUUGUAGAAUCUCUUUUCACUAUGAACACUUUCUUCUCGUAUUGUCGGACUUCAAUACAACCUUUCCAAUAGCUUAAAUAAGAGACCCUGUGGUAGUCGUUCGGUGCGAUUUAUGUUCACGUAAGUUUGUAUUCAUAAUAUUUAUGAAACGUUAUUGGUUUCAUUUGUACCCCA